Stylophora pistillata is the source of this 4426-nucleotide messenger RNA. RefSeq lists its product as uncharacterized. Lineage: Eukaryota; Metazoa; Cnidaria; Anthozoa; Scleractinia; Pocilloporidae. Gene Ontology annotation, molecular function: protein binding. Gene Ontology annotation, biological process: signal transduction. The record is from RefSeq and is a predicted model, not a curated record.
GCCCCGUGAUCUGCUUCCGCCUUCCAGAGUCAACUUACAAAGUUGUUUGGCAAAUUAAGGAAUCAGUGUUAAACGUCCUGAAGCAGUUAGUAUACCAUUGUUAAUGUUCAGAAACAUGUUUUCUUGAGAGUCAUGUGUACCGUUGAAUAUUAGGCGCCAAAUAUUUCAGUCACGAUGAGUCAACAUAGAUCUACUUUCCCAGGACCUGAUCAUGUCAGCUUGGCAAGCAUUUACAUUAAUGUGGGAGCCAGAUGUAGUGACCUUGGUGACUUUCAGCUAGCAAAGGACUAUUAUUAUCGUGCACUGGGUAUUGUUUUGAAGAAGCUUGGACCUGAACAUGUCAGCUUGGCAAACGGUUACAGUAUUCUGGGAGCCAUAUGUAGUGACCUUGGUGAAUUUCAGCAAGCAAAAGAAUAUUAUUAUCGUGCGCUGGGUAUUGUUUUGAAGAAGCUUGGACCUGAACAUGUCAGCUUGGCAAGCAUUUACAGUGCUCUGGGAGCCAGCUGUAGUGACCUUGGUGAAUUUCAGCAAGCAAAAGAAUAUUAUGAUCAUGCGCUGGCUAUUGGUUUGAAGAAGCUUGGACCUGAACAUGUCAGCUUGGCAAGCAUUUACAGUGCUCUGGGAGCCAGCUGUAGUGACCUUGGUGAAUUUCAGCAAGCAAAAGAAUAUUAUGAUCAUGCGCUGGCUAUUGUUUUGAAGAAGCUUGGACCUGAACAUGUCAGGUUGGCAAACAUUUACAGUGCUCUGGGAGCCAUAAGUAGAGACAUUGGUGAAUUUCAGCAAGCAAAGGAAUAUUAUGAUCGUGCGCUGGGUAUUGGUUUGAAGAAGCUUGGACCUGAGCAUGUUAACGUGGCAAGCAUUUACUUUAAUCUGGGAACCACAUGUAGCGCCCUUGGUGAAUUUCAGCAAGCAAUGGAUUAUGACGAUCGUGCGCAGGGUAUUUUUAUUAAGAAGCUUGGACCUGUGCAUGUUGACGCGGUAAGCAUUUACAGUAAUCUGGGAACCACAUGUAGUGCCCUAGUUGAAUUUCAGCAAGCAAAAGAAUAUCAUGAUCGUGCGCUGGCUAUAGAUUUGAAGAAGCUUCUCCCUGAUGUCACAGGUAGCCUUGGGCAGGUAGAGGAUUGGAAUGAACGAGCGCAAACCAUUCUUCACAAAAAUAUAACGACUGUAAGAGCUGAUGUCCCUGCUUUGAGCAAGUUUCAAACCGUGCAAUCAGUCCCGCCUUAUAUCUUGGCCAGGGGAACCAUUGCGAAGGCCGCUUACCAGAGAGCUCUUGAAACGGGAAAGGCAUUCGAUAAACGGGUUAAAGUAUUGUUGAUUGGCCAAGACCGAGUUGGCAAAACUAGUGUCGCACGUUCUUUAAAAGGUGAACUAUUCCGACAAGAUGAAUCGAGCACAGAGGGGAUGCAACUAGACAUGCCAUUAAAACGUGUCGGUGAAAAACCAUGGAAGAAUUCCAAAGAGGAACAAGAAAGAAGUGCAUUCCAUUACAAAUGUGCACUAAAUAUCAGUAAUCAGUUACAAACUGAAGCAACCAACUCAAUUUACCUGGAAAGCGAAUUUUCGAAGCAAACAGAGACUGGUGAGACACAGAGAACAGAGGGUAUGAUCGGUGAAAUUGGAUCAAACCAGGAGUUCUUCAAUGAUGAAUUUUGUGGACCUGAGGUUGGACCAGAGAGUGUACCAAAGUUUGUACAGGGGCCAUACCAUGGAUCCUCACCAGACAUAGAGCCUGGGACUCAGUUGAAUUCAGAUGAAACUUCUUCGACAAGACAAGAGAACAACGGGCCUAAUGAGAAGCGAAAGAAUGAUAUGCCCGAUGAGGUGGUGCGACUUACAGCAGAAAACCUCUCGAGGAAAGGGCUAGAGAAGGAUGACGGCGUUUGGCCAGUUUGCAUGGAUUUUGGUGGUCAAGCCAUUUACCGUGCUAUUCAUCCUAUUCUUGUCUCGCGUGAAGCAGUUUACAUGCUAGUAGUUGAUCUUACCAAAGACCUUUCUGCCCUAGCCCAAUGUCUCGUGAAAGAGCCUGGUUACGACGUAGUUAAGAUUCCUUCUCCUGACAGCAAUGACACAAACCUAGAUCACAUUAUGAGGUGGAUGGACAUGGUGAAUUCCUUCAAAUACGAGGAGAAUGGCGAGGUAUUACCACCUGUCAUUUUGGUUGGAACACAUGCCGACCUUGUACAAGGAGACCCCGGAAUGAUGAUUACGGAUGUAAAGGACAUUAUUUGUGACACAGCAAGAGAAUUCAGCGAACACAUAAUCGAGAAAACAUUUGCAGUGAAUAACACUCUAGCUGGUAAGGAACUCGGGGAAGAAGAUCCCCAAGUUGUUGCCUUGCGGAAACAAAUUCUGAAGGUUGGAGAUACCAUGCCACACACAAAAGUUGAGGUUCCUUUGAAGUGGCUUCAAGUGGAACAAGAAGUUUCUAAUCUAGCAAGGAAGGGGACAAAUUAUGUCACAAGGCAAGACUUCCGAAGGAACAUCUGUGACGAAAUUUGCAAAUUUGAGGUCGAAGGUGAUUAUGAAGUACUUUUAUACUUUUUGCAUGAUCGUGGAACGGUGGUUUAUCAUGGAAGGGCUGAUAAUCCAAGCAGUUUAGUUGUUUUGAAUCCAAAGUGGCUAGUUGAUGUUUUGUGUCAGAUUAUAACAGUUGAAAAACAGAAGGAAGAGAAAACUCCCAUUUCAAACCUACGUAAGGAUCUUGGCAAGUAUGGCAUUCUAAAUGCCAAACUGCUUGAUUACUCUUACACAAAACUGGGCGUUGAAGACAUUAAGGAGUCUCUGCUUUUCCUCAUGAAGAAGUUCAACCUUCUUUGUGAAUAUACAGGAAAAGAUGGUAAAUCCGUGUAUCUUGUUCCGUGCAUGUUGACCUCCCAACCGCCCGAUGGAUUGAUGCCGUACGUUUCUGUUAACCCAGGCCCUACACCCGUUUAUGUCACAUUCACCACUCAGUAUGUACCAGGUGGUCUCUUUUCAAGAAUGGUUGUCCUUUUCCUGGAAUUUGUUCAAAGACGAAUGACCUGUGAUCAACCAAAGCUCUGGGCCAACUUCGCCCGAUUCUUUAUGGGAGAUCACACUGUACUUGAUCUUGUUUGCCACAAGCGUGUGAUCAAAGUACACGUUUGGAACCACACUGAUCCAAGUAUGAACCCUGUUGUGACCGAACCUGGCGUUUGCUCAGAGGUCAUAAGCUUUUUGAAGUCUAGUUUGAAGAGACUGCACGAAGAGUGUCACUGGCUGCAAACAGUAUCCUGGGAUCUCUGCGCUAGAUGCAGUUUGUGUCCACCCCAGUUUGUUCGUGAAACCGGAGAGUGUUAUUGGCAUGCGGAAGCAGGAUGUUGCCACGAUGAUUGUGCACAUUACGUUUCCUUGACAAAGAAACCUGUCCUUUGCUCUCGUACACUGAGGGGUCCAAAGUUAUGUCCACCCAAGACUUGGAGUCAGGUCUUAGAUGAUACCAUUAGCAAGAAACAUAGGGAGACCUCUACUUUGGCGCAGUGCAGUUCUGAUAAUUUCAAAAAGCGAAAAUUACCGAUUGCGCAAUCAGUUGUUCCCGCUAAAGUUUCGCACACAGAUUUCGAUGGAACAGGGAAAGACCAAGAAAGCGAGUCGUUUAUUCCAGAGGAAGUGGCUCCCACAGGAAAAGUUUUGAAAGAAGGUGUUGUGUCUGAUGACGAUCUCGAGGAGCUGUCGAACUCAAUCUCAAAACUUUGGAUGAAGCUUGGACGCCGAUUGCAUUUUCGCCAGGAAGACCUUGAUUGCAUAGAUGUAAGAUGGCCUGAUCUAUUUGAUAAGGCUUAUCGAAUGCUGCUGUUGUGGAAACAAAAAAACGCAUCAGAUGCCACUUACUGUUUUCUGUGCCAAGGAUUGUGCCACAAGUUUGUGGAUCGAAAGGACUUAGCUCAGGAAUUCUGCUUUCACUAAGGAAUAAUAUCCUCGGUAUGGGAAUAACUGAUCAUAAAAAAUGGACUUCUUUCAUAAUAAUGGGAGCUACGUCUAUAAACUCAAUACUCAUAAUUGAUGAUAAAAGGCAUUAAUUUUUUAAAUGAUGAAAUACGAAUUCCUUCCCGUUUAUUUUUAUUCCAAAAUAUACAAGGGCCUAUUUUGGCACAAACUUUUUGCGCUUGGGAUUUGACAAUUAAAAAAGUAUUGAAUUUAAGAUGUAAGAUAUUGUCCAAUUAAAAAGGACUCUUUCAUUGAAAAACUGCAUGAAAGUUUCAUUGAAACAAAUGUAAAUGGUGUGAAAACAUACUAGGUAGUCGUAGAAUUCAUACACGUUUAAAAAGUUUUGAACUUAAUGGAAACCUUGCAAUUUUUUUGUAAAAUGUGUUUUAUUAGCAGAAAUCAUCAAAGUAAUGCAAACGAUGUAGAAAUAUACUUGGCAGUAAUGAUGUACAUCAAUAAACGUUGAACCACAUGGAAA